Molecule: messenger RNA, 1761 nt
Organism: Glarea lozoyensis ATCC 20868
Lineage: Eukaryota; Fungi; Ascomycota; Leotiomycetes; Helotiales; Helotiaceae
Exons: 7
Coding region: 1-1761 (586 amino acids)
Source: RefSeq, a predicted model, not a curated record
AUGGUAUUGUUUCCAGCGGACGGGGGCCUCAUCGAAGUGCGACUUGUCAAACUCACCGGAGACAAUGCAAAAGCCGGCUACUUUGAGGAAUAUGCUUCUAUCAAAGAGCGGGACCCGUUUGACGAUGCGAAGGUUUUUAGAAGACAUCGUUCUUCAGAUGACAAAAAUUGCAUCGUUGACGAGGACUUAAUUGGCAAUGAUGAAUCUGACAUUGUAGGAGGCCUUGAUGGAAAUGCUUCACAUAAUGGGGACAACUCUAGCCAAGGGGCAGACAACGGUGAUGGGCAGGACACCAAUAACGACGAUAAAUCCGAUGGCCUAUCAGAAAACGUCGGGGAGAAGAAAACGCCAGGUUUAGAACUAAAGCGUUUCAUUGUGGCUCAAGAAGCAUGCUAUGGCGUGGAAAUUACCUUGAGGAAAGGCUUUUCACAUGGUCGUUACUAUGGAGGCUUUACCUUGAUUUUAAUAGAUUUAGAGAGUGACAAAGUUCUCUACAACGAACGUAUCUUUGAGAAAUCCCUCCAAAGAUCGUACAGAGCGCUUGAGAAACACGAGCGAUUUACAGUAAAAACACUACCUGCAGGAAUUGUAGGCGGGGAGUUAAAAGUAAAUGUUGCGCUUGCUUUUCACGCAAUGAAUCCAGAUGAGAAGUCAGAAGACUCCCAAGAUGUUGACGUAUUCGCCGGAUUGAGAGUCCAAAUCCACCGUUUCGGACGAAUUCUGGCGCAGAAGCCCACAAUGUUUGAACUUGACGGUAUGACUAAUACGCAUCAGAACAUUGCACAAAAGCUCCACGGCAAACCUGGAAUAACAAAGGGGCUAAGUCUGAGUGGUGGGCAUAAUGUGGAAGACGAACACGCAGCAAGACGUCGAACACCCUAUUACUGGAUUACAACGGAAAUUGAGCAGACUUUAAAAAUCGAUUACUUUCCCAGGGCGGCUGAUUACUUGGAAAGAAACGGGUUUGAAAAGACUCCGAUAAAGCUUGAGCGUCGACCAUGGGAUUGUUUGAGCGUGGAGGAGAGACCAGGUUGCUUUCGAAAGCUUCAACUGGAAGAUCAAAGGCGCGAAAGAGAUCACGAAAUUGUACUAGCGGAAUUAGAAGCCCAUACUGGUAGAAUCCGGGGACGAAUACUGGACGAAGGAAUAUGUCCCAACAAGUGGCGCUCCUGGGCCUUGCUCAUGAGGCGUGAGCGACCACUUGUAUUUAUGGAGCUUCAGAAGCGUUUGCGUUACUUCUGGAAGGGCGAAAUUCCACCAGAGGAUUUGCGCGAGAUUAAGCUCCUAGAAAGCAGGAAGAGACAAGCCACCUCUGGAGAGAAGCCAGAAGUUUAUCAUACUGAAAAAGAGAAGCAAGGAGAAAGCAGCGGCCACGGACAACCCGAAACGAUAUCUUUGCUCUCAGAUUCAGAGGACGAACAAAUAUUCGAACAUGUAGUACCUUCACUACCGGCUCCCAGGAGAGCAAACUCGGUCAUUGACGAACAACGCCCAGCUAAGCGUAUCAAGCUCGAGCCGGCAUCGAAUAAUCAAAUGUUUCCCGUUAACCUAAGUCAAUUCAAUGCCAAUACCUCAAGCUCCUCCUCCGAGACAAAUCUGAGAAGAUUGAAGCAAAGAGCUAGAGAGUUGGAGGAAGGACUUAUUGCUGCGCAGACAGUUGCAGAUAUGCUUCGGGCGAGGAAUGAGAUGAACGCUAGAAUUGCAGCGAUGGAGGAGGAAGAGGAGAGGAGACCUUCUGAUGGAAGAAGUACGAUUGGAUGA